Messenger RNA from Hippopotamus amphibius kiboko, 2578 nucleotides. RefSeq names its product activating transcription factor 6 (gene ATF6). The record is from RefSeq and is a predicted model, not a curated record. Gene Ontology annotation, cellular component: nucleus. Lineage: Eukaryota; Metazoa; Chordata; Mammalia; Artiodactyla; Hippopotamidae. Gene Ontology annotation, molecular function: DNA-binding transcription factor activity, RNA polymerase II-specific; RNA polymerase II cis-regulatory region sequence-specific DNA binding. Gene Ontology annotation, biological process: regulation of transcription by RNA polymerase II; endoplasmic reticulum unfolded protein response. Bases 422 to 2233 code for a protein of 603 amino acids. The transcript has 17 exons.
CCGAGCUCCAGGGCAGGAGAACGUGUGUUUCGGGGGAACCGGCCGGCGUUGCCGGCACCAUGGAGUCACCUUUUAGUCCGGGACUCCCUCAUCGGCCGGAUGAAGAGUGGGGAUAUAUGUACCAAGAUCAGAAGCUUCCAUCUGCCACUGUGGUUUCUUUGAUAGCUACAGUAUCUUCUGUGAAAGUACUCUUUGCCUUCCUGCGUUGAUCAAAAUCUGACUCCCCUGAUGACACUGUUUUCCCUGAAGUCGUAGUGAAUGGUAUUUUCAUUCUCAAAACCUUUUCACCAUUAGGGCCUCUGAAGAUUCUACCCUGUUUGCUGAACUUGGCUAUUUCACAGACACUGAUGACCUGCAAUUGGAUGUGGCAAGUGAAACUUAUGAAAAUAAUUUUGAUAAUCUUGAUUUUGAUUUGGAUUUGAUGCCUUGGGAGACAGGCAUUUGGGACAUCAACAAUCAAUUUUGUACAGUUAAAGAUAUUAAGGCAGAACCUCAACCACUUUCUCCAGCCUCCUCAAGUUGUUCAGUCUCAUCUCCUCAGUCAGUGGACUCUUAUUCUUCAACUCAGCAUGUUCCUGAGGAGUUGGAUUUGUCUUCUACUUCCCAGAUGUCUCCCCUUUCCUUAUAUGGUGAAAGCUCUAAUAGCCCCUCCUCAGCAGAGCCACUGAAGGAAGACAAGCCCAUCAUUAGUCCCAAGAGCAAAACUGAAAAUGGACUGACUCCAAAGAAAAAAAUUCAGAUGAAUUCAAAACCUUCAAUUCAGCCGAAGCCUUUAUUACUUCCAGCAGCACCCAAGACUCAAACAAACCCCAGCGUUCCAGCAAAAACCAUCAUUAUUCAGACACUACCAACACUUAUGCCAUUGGCAAAGCAACAACCAAUUAUCAGUAUACAUCCUGCACCCACUAAAGGUCAGACCGUGGUUCUCUCUCAGCCUGCCAUGGUACAGCUCCAGGCAUCUGGAGUUCUGCCCUCUCCUCAGCCAGUCCUUGCUGUCGCUGGGGGAGCCACACAGCUACCUAAUCACGUGGUGAAUGUGGUACCAGCCCCUGUGGCAAAUAGCCCAGUGAAUGGAAAACUUUCUGUGACUAAACCUGUCCUACAAAGUUCCAUGAGAAGUGUGGGUUCAGAUAUUGCUGUGCUAAGGAGACAGCAACGUAUGAUAAAAAAUCGAGAGUCAGCUUGUCAGUCCCGCAAGAAGAAGAAGGAAUACAUGCUAGGGUUAGAGGCAAGGUUAAAGGCUGCCCUUUUGGAGAAUGAGAAGCUGAAGAAAGAGAACGGAUCACUGAAGCGGCAGCUGGAUGAAGUUGUAUCAGAGAACCAGAGGCUUAAAGUUCCUAGUCCGAAGCGAAGAGCUAUCUGUGUGAUGAUAGUUUUGGCAUUUGUGGUACUGAAUUAUGGACCCAUGAGCAUGUUGGAACAAGAUUCCAGGAGAAUGAAUCCUAGUGUGAACCCUACAAAUCAAAGGAGGCAUCUUCUAGGAUUUUCUGCUAAAGAGGAGCAAGACGCAUCAGAUGGUAUCAUCCAGAAAAACAGCUACAGAUAUGAUCAUUCUGUUUCAAAUGACAAAGCCCUGAUGGUGCUAACUGAGGAACCACUACUUUAUAUUCCUCCACCUCCCUGUCAACCCCUGAUUAAUACAACAGAAUCUCUCAGGUUAAAUCAUGAACUUCGAGGGUGGGUUCAUAGACACGAAGUGGAAAGGACCAAGUCGAGAAGAAUGACGAAUAAUCAACAGAAAACCCGUAUUCUUCAGGGUGCUCUAGAACAGGGAUCAAAUUCUCAGCUCAUGGCUGUCCAAUACACAGAAACCACUAGUAUCAGCAGGAACUCAGGGAGUGAGCUACAGGUGUAUUAUGCUUCACCCAGAAGUUAUCAAGACUUCUUUGAAGCCAUCCGCAGAAGGGGAGACACGUUUUAUGUUGUGUCAUUUCGAAGGGAUCAUCUGCUGUUACCAGCUACCACCCAUAACAAGACCACAAGACCAAAGAUGUCAAUUGUAUUACCGGCAAUAAACAUAAAUGAGAAUGUGAUCAAUGGGCAGGAUUACGAAGUGAUGAUGCAGAUUGACUGUCAGGUGAUGGACACCAGAAUCCUCCACAUCAAAAGCUCAUCAGUCCCCCCUUACCUCCGGGACCAGCAGCGGAAUCAAACCAGCACCUUCUUUGGUUCCCCUCCAGCAGCCACAGAGGCAGCCCACGUUGUCAGCACCAUCCCCGAGUCCUUACAGUAGUACCCGGGGCUACAUGGGAAAAGUAAGGAUGAGACCCUGCCAGCCUGGUGUGUGGGUGAGAGGAAAUGCUUCUUUCUGCUUUAGUGGCAAGCAGAGCACUGCCUCAUAAUAGAACUCAAGUGAUAGAGGAGAAAAAAAGAAGCUGCUCUGUUUUUCACCAUCUGCCCAUCUACUUGAAAAGCACUGGAACUCAGACACAAGGGGAACAGCAUUUCUCCAGAGGCACAUGCAGCCCUGCAUCCUCCACUGUUGCCUGGUGUAGAUUUUUUUUUUUUCUGUACCUUUCUAAAUUGCUUUUCCCUCUGUGUUUGUUUUGUGUUUAAAUAGUCAUAUUCUUUCAAAUAA